AUGACUUUCAGAGCUCAGACUGACUUAAACCCUGAUCAUCACAGGUCUGAAGCUCUUACAUCCAGACCAGAGAGCAGAGACCAGCUGAGUGUUUAUCAACCGCCCCUCCUAAAGUCCCAUGUGGUGGAAAAAGUCUCAGAGCUAGAUGGAGACGUUCAGGACAAAGACUCAAAGACCGAGGAGCCAAGGAGGAUCUAUGCAGUCCCGAUACACCAGCGUCCGGACCUGCUGGUUCCCUGCGCAGACCUGGUCAACUCCGAAUGGCAGAGGAGCCAGGCAGCCCGAGUCCACUCCCUCCACAAGUCCUGCUCAGAAUUUCCCGUCUGCCUGGUUCUGCUGCAGGGCCCAAGAGGGACGGAGGAGAGGCUUCUCGGCCACGCCCGGCUCUCCCGGGUCGUGAAUCACAGCAAAAGCCUGUUCGUGGAGUCAGUGGUCGUGUCCAAGCAGGAGCGGGGGAAGGGCUACGGCAGGAUUCUGAUGGAAGAAACCGAGCUCUACGCUAAACGCAGAGGCUUUGAGCGCCUGUGCCUGACCACCCACGACAAGCAGCACUUCUACGCCCAUCUCGGCUAUGUCCUCUCUGUGCCAGUGCAGAGCAGCGGUGCUGUGAUGGCACUCCUUCCUAUGGGGAUGCUCAUGAGACUUUCCAGAGCUCCUGAUGAGGAGACAAACGCCACGAAGCAAACUCUGACAAAAGUGGAAAAGUCAGGAGGUGCUUGUGUUGUAGGAUCACCUCCAUGUUCCAGUUUACAACAUCCUCUAAGCCCGCCUUUACCACCACCUCCUCCACCUUGCUCCAUACCUCCCCCACCACCACCACCACCUCCUCCUCCUUCUAUCGCUCCACCUCCUCCUCCCCCUCCUCCCCCUCAGUCUGCAGGACGUAUUGUAGUUCAGACUUUGACAGAAACUCCCUACAGAGACGCCAGAGGAGUUCCCAUCUUUUGGAUGCACAAGGACAUUUGACGAGCAGUCAGCUAUGUAUGGGAGUGUAUUCAUACGUUAAUGAACAGUAUCAAAGAGAAAUGCUGCACACGUGUGUUUGUGUCAGACACACUGGGAAAACCGCCUUAAACCUCAGAGACUGUUAGACGACCAAAGAGCAAAGGUCAAUGCACUUCUCACACACUUGCUGACAGAAGAACCACAAAAACAGCAAUAAAAAGAUAAGAAAAAAACUCAAUAAUGGUUAUCCAGAAAAUGGGACAAAAUAGUAAAAGCCAAAUAUAAUUAAAACAGGUUUAGUGCUUGUAAGCAGGAGUAAGACAGCCUUGAUGAAAUAUGUAAAAUGCCUUUUGGAAAAUUAAUCUUUUAUCACAGUAGCAUAAUUUCAAACUAUUUAUUUAUUUUUUUUUUACAAAAAUCUUACCUUUAGUUUAUUAAAUAUAAAAAAUCUCUUUUAUUUAAAUAAAGGUGUUAUUCCUAAUGGUACCCAUGCAGUAAAUACUACUUUGUACAACCUUUUUGCCAGACGGCCAUGGAAGUUUGAUUUUUUUUUUUUUUCUGGUAAACUGGUCAUGUGUCAAUUUGGCCAUUUGUUUUUAUCUAAUUGUCUAAUUGAAACACCCAAAUGGUGUCUUAUUUCGAAUUUUCAAGAAGAAAGCUUGAAAAUCUAUUGUUGUUUUUUUGUUUGUUUUUUUGCUGAUAUUUCUAAGAAUCCAUGAACUUUAACAAGUUUCCCAGAACAUCUGGAACAGAAACAGGACCUCGGCAUCACAGAUUCCUUUCCAUGCUUUGCAGUAGUUAUCAGAUAUUUUAGUAUUUAUUCAUCCUGUGUUUAAUCCCAAAUCAGCCUGUAGUUUCUGUUGCAAAAAAAAAAGGAAAAUUAUUGUUUCUUCAGACCAAAGGGCAGUUGGUUUGCCUUCCACACAACCAGUUGGCUUGUUGACAUCAUCUGAUGGCUGUUAGGAAUCCCUUUUUAAACUUCCCUUACUAUCCAGAUGACUGUAUAUGAUGGCUAGAUAAACAUGGAUCCUCAUGCGGUCUUGUGGCCCGAUACCUAAAAGAAACAGGCUUUGUUAUCAUCAUAUUUAAGCUCCAGGAAAACAUGAGGUCAUACAUUUGUGUUUAGAAGAGCAAUUUUGUAACUCUAAAAGUAAAGUAUAAAUAAAAAAAAUCUCCAAUUUGAGAUUUUUAAAGUAAGUAUUUGGGUACCAACAACUGUGCCGCCAAUGACUUCGUUCUCAAUGUGAGAAUCCCCCCAAUUAAAUCUCAGUGUAAAGGCAAAAUGUUUCUGUAUUUUUCACUGUGGCAAAUAUCCUAUUGCGAUAAAAGAUUAAUUGAUUUGAAGCCGUUUUGCACGCCUCUACGGGGCAUGCCAAUACAUUUGUCCACAUUUGCAGCACACAGUCUUUGCUUGUAUUGAGAUACAGCCAUUCACAAUCAGGGUUGUUUGUUCUCAUGUAGUAGUAUUAAAGCUAGUCAGACCAAGAUGUAUAGUGAUUGUUGAAUUUGACACCCAAAUAUAUAUUAAUUGUGUUCUUAUCUUGUUUUUGGUUUUUAAUCUAAUUUUAUGAUUUAUUUUUAAAACCCAAUAAAUGUUGGUGCAUGUUCCCUGUGUAUCUGUAAGGAAGCAGCUGUUGAGCUGCACAGUGAAAGCCUGAGUUUUAACAUCCCCUGCUGUUUACGAGUCUCAGGGUGUCUUUAUUUUAAUGUCUGAUUUUUCUGCCAAUCUGAGUCUCAGAAAUCAAAAGCAGCAACUGCACAAAUUAUGUGAUCCUGUGGGAAUAUCUGUGCCUUGGUGAACUGUCAGACAAAGCAGUGCCUUAAUUAAGUUUGAAUGCUCUGAGAAAGUUGUAAUCAAAAUGUUUUGCAUUUCACAUUUCACUUUAAAAUCAUUAAACAAC
Molecule: messenger RNA, 2846 nt
Organism: Fundulus heteroclitus (mummichog)
Lineage: Eukaryota; Metazoa; Chordata; Actinopteri; Cyprinodontiformes; Fundulidae
Product: N-alpha-acetyltransferase 80
Exons: 2
Coding region: 1-966 (321 amino acids)
Biological process (GO): protein acetylation
Cellular component (GO): cytoplasm
Molecular function (GO): acetyl-CoA binding; N-acetyltransferase activity
Source: RefSeq, a predicted model, not a curated record